Messenger RNA from Meloidogyne enterolobii, 282 nucleotides. The record is from the annotation of a GenBank genome assembly. NCBI's taxonomy places the organism in Eukaryota, Metazoa, Nematoda, Chromadorea, Rhabditida, Meloidogynidae.
AUGCUACGUUUCGAUAAAGUUGGGUUCCAAACAAAAAAGGAUCGCGAUAUUUUUGUCUACUGGGCAGAGUAUUUUUAUAUGGAAAAUGUACAAAAAACUGUACAAAAAACAGAGGAAAAUACAAUUAUUAAUUUAAAAAUUGAAAAUAUUACACCGAAAAAUGGAUGUAAUUUGGGUGUUUACCCAGCUACAAUUAAAAUUGAUGAUUUUACUAGUAUUGCCGAAAAUGAUGAAAUUAUUAAGGAAGCUAAAAAAUUGCAUGACGGAGUAAAUAUCAUUUAA